Labrus mixtus (cuckoo wrasse) is the source of this 1910-nucleotide messenger RNA. Its product is annotated as acyl-coenzyme A thioesterase 1-like. The coding region runs from base 566 to 1837 and encodes 423 amino acids. Gene Ontology annotation, molecular function: fatty acyl-CoA hydrolase activity. Gene Ontology annotation, biological process: fatty acid metabolic process; acyl-CoA metabolic process. The transcript is spliced from 4 exons. The record is from RefSeq and is a predicted model, not a curated record. Lineage: Eukaryota; Metazoa; Chordata; Actinopteri; Labriformes; Labridae.
UUUUUUUACAGAAGUUGAAAUAUUUUUUGCAGCAAGUUAAAUGUUUGGACGUUUUUUCAUCAUCAUGAAAUAUUUAUGCAGUUGACCCCUCAGGACCACCGUAGCAUUCUGCCUCUUGUUUUCUUUUCUUUUUUUAAAUUAUAAUAAUUAUUUGCUCUAUUUUAGUUUAUCAGUUUUCUUACAAAGUAAACAGUUUGAAGUUCAUCCUCCAGAUCAGCAGGUGGCGGUAGUGUAUCUGAAAACUAUUGACCAAUCCUAUAAAAAAAAAUGAAGAAGGGCUUCUUGUAGUUGUCCUCUCCAUUUCACUGCUGAACAUUUAAGUCACAUAAGUUUGCAGCUUUGCGCGAAACGAAAACAAAAGCCAGCUCAACUCUUUACAUAAAGAUCUCAUUUGGAUUAAUUUUCAACGCGGACACAAAAACAUUCACCUCAGCAGAACUGUCAUGCUGCACACAGGUGAGAGACACAACUUGGAAAAAAUGAAACUUCACCACUUCACACUUACAGAUCACUCCGCGUCAGCUCGAUGACAGAUUGAAGUCUGAACUCUUCACAUAAAGAAGAGAUGUCCUCUCAGGUCAGACUGAGGCUGCUGCCGAGCGCCAGGUGUUUGUUCGACGAGCCCGUUCAGGUGAAGGUGGCCGGGCUGAGGUCCAGACAGGUGGUCACCGUGAGAGCCAGAUCCACUGACGAGAGGGGGAUGGUCUUCAGCUCCUCAGCGACCUACAAGGCUGAUGGGAGCGGAGAGAUCCGCCUGGACAGGGACCCGUCGCUCAGCGGGAGCUACGUCGGGGUUGAACCCAUGGGUCUGCUGUGGUCCAUGAAGGCAGACCGUUUGCACAAAAGGUUUCAAAAGAACAAUUCACUGAAUCCUCACGUGGUGAAGUUUUCCGUUGAGGAGGGAGAGGGCCGGACUCUGGCAGAGGAAACCAACGAGAGACUUCUUAUAGGAGACGGGGUCGGCAGGAUCCCCGUCAGAGAGGGGAAUGUUCGGGGAGUCUUGUUUACACCCCCAGGUGAAGGUCCGUUCCCCGCUGUGUUGGAUCUGUACACGUUUGGUGGAGGUUUGUCAGAGAAGAGAGCCUCUCUGCUGGCGAACAAAGGGUUUGUGGUUCUGACCGUCGCCCUGUACGGCCAUGACGACAUGCCAAAAGACAUUAAAGAGAUUCACCUGGAUUAUUUUGAAGAAGCGAUUGAGUUCUUAAGGAAACACGACAAGGUGGGCGGUAAAGGAAUUGGUAUCAUCUCUCUUUCAAAAAGUGGAGACCUUGCACUUUCAGCAGCUACUUACCUCUCAGGUGUUGAGGCCACGGUGUGGAUCAAUGGCCACUCUGCAAAUACAAUCUUCCCUCUCUACUACAAGAAGAGCCUUCUUCACCCUGCUUUACUGUUCGAUACAGGCAGGAUAAUACCUUCUGAAUCGGGGGCCAGCAUUGGCAAGUAUGCGAUGAAUAAUCCCCUACUAGAAGAGAACAAAGCUUCUCUGAUUCCCAUCGAGAAGGCAAAGGGACCGUUCCUCUUUCUUACUUCAGAGGAAGACAUGAACUGGGACAGCAAGACUUGUAUGGACAUGAUGGUGGAAAGACUGAAGCAUCAUGGGAAGGACAACUUUGAGAGCAUUUGUUACCCUCGAGCUGGGCACUACCUGGAGCCCCCUUAUGGACCGUACUGCCCCUCCAGUUUUCAUGGGCUUUGGGGUCAGCGUAUCCAGUGGGGCGGUGAGGCCGGGUCCCAUGCAGCCGCUGAGGUCCACAUGUGGAAGAAGGUCCAGGAGUUCUUCAGGACUCACCUGAGCUGUGAUGAAGAGAUGAAUAACAACAGCUUUGCUUCAAGUUAACUAAAAAAUAUGUAGACGAUGUACCAAGUGAAUGAUUUAAUGUUUGAUUGAUCAUUAAAUAUGUCAUGAAUGA